Molecule: messenger RNA, 735 nt
Organism: Pteronotus mesoamericanus
Lineage: Eukaryota; Metazoa; Chordata; Mammalia; Chiroptera; Mormoopidae
Gene: CUNH5orf63
Product: chromosome unknown C5orf63 homolog
Exons: 4
Coding region: 46-393 (115 amino acids)
Source: RefSeq, a predicted model, not a curated record
CAGGGCGGAGGCGGCAACGUAGCUGGCGGGAGGUUCAGGGGCAAGAUGCUCUGGUUUCAAGGAAAUAGUAUGCAACUUCCCAAGUACUGCUUUCGACUCUUCCUGAGAAAUCUCUCAGCCUCUAAAACUGUACUGCCUGUGCUGACCUUAUUCACAAAGGAUCCAUGUCCCCUUUGUGAUGAAGCUAAGGAAGUUCUGGAGCCUUAUAAAAACAGGUUUGUUUUACAGGAGGUGGACAUCACACUUCCAGAAAACUCCACUUGGUAUGAGAGGUAUAAAUAUGACAUCCCUGUCUUUCAUUUGAAUGGCAAGUUUCUGAUGAUGCAUCGAGUAAACAUUUCGAAACUUGAAAAACAGCUCCAGAAACUUGAGCAGCAAGGUACUGGGGGCUGAUAAAAGCCCGCGUGAUUUUCCACCCUCGCUGUCCAGAAGGCAUCUUCCUGAGGAAAUGACCAUGGCCUUAUACUCCUUUUGUCACUGUUACACAGCCCUAAUGACGUUCUGAACUUAGUGGUGCCAAGUAAAUGUCGACAUUCCUCUUCUGAUUAAUGGGAAUACUGGUGUAGGAAGUAUUUACCUUUUGGCAUUUUAUAAAAUAAGAGGAGUAUAUUAGGAGAGAGGGGAUGGUGGAGGGCAGGAGAAACCCAUUUGUUUUACUUAUUUUUCUCCUUUGUGUUAAUAUGGAAACAUUUCACAUUUGUUGGACAGUGCCAUUUAUAGAAAGAAGUCUCUGCA